Molecule: messenger RNA, 219 nt
Organism: Protopolystoma xenopodis
Lineage: Eukaryota; Metazoa; Platyhelminthes; Monogenea; Polystomatidea; Polystomatidae
Source: the annotation of a GenBank genome assembly
AUGGAGACGAGCUACCUUUUCAUCAAUAUUUCACGCACUUAUAAUUGGCGUCGUGUGGUUGUACUUCGUAAGGACGAUCAUUUCUUCAAUAAACGCAUAUUUGAAGCAGAAGGAAUUGAUAUUAUAGAGGACAUAGAGAUCGAAGAACAUGAGCUGACCUACGCCUUGGCCUACAGCGUAAGAUCUCCCGAUUUAAUUUAUGUUUUUGAAAAAAAGUGA